This is a messenger RNA of Anolis sagrei ordinatus, 2411 nucleotides long. RefSeq names its product centrosomal protein 55 (gene CEP55). Lineage: Eukaryota; Metazoa; Chordata; Lepidosauria; Squamata; Anolidae. Gene Ontology annotation, biological process: regulation of phosphatidylinositol 3-kinase/protein kinase B signal transduction; establishment of protein localization; mitotic cytokinesis. The record is from RefSeq and is a predicted model, not a curated record. Gene Ontology annotation, cellular component: midbody.
AACCGGAAGUGGCGUCAGCGAAGCCGCGGCAUUCAAACUCCCGGAAGCGGCGUCGGGUUCGAAAAAGGAGCGGUAGCGUCGUUGUUCUUUCUGCGGGCUCUUCGCUUCCCUCAGCGGCGGAAGGAAGGAAAAAAGGGAGGCCGGUGCCCCUCGGCCGCUGCCCCUCGGCCGCUGCCGUUGCCGUGGCCCACCGGCCAUGAACAGCCUCAGAACACCUAGAAUAUGACAUCUAAGGCCACCGCAGAAAUGACUACUUGUAUCAGCAAGUGGGGAUUAAAAUCUGGUGAUUCCAAGUCUGAAUCCGAGUUGCAAAUUUAUAAGAAAGAGAAUGCCGCCCUGAAAAAAUCGCUGGAAGACAUCAUUAAGGGAAAAAGCAAAAUGACACCUGAAGAAAGGAAGAGGCUUCUGGAGAAAAUACUUGCCCUUCAAACCGAAACAGAAAAAUAUAAAAAUAUCCUUGGAGAACGAGAUCAUGAAAUCCAGCUUCUGAAAGACAAACUGAGGGGUGGAAACCAAAAUAGUGACACUGCUAGUCUGCUCAGUCAACUGGAGGAGAAGUCAAAGGAAAUGGCUAAGAGGGAACAACUGCUAAAAUCUUUAUCCGAAGAGGUGAAUCGGCUGAACAGUCAGCUGUCUGCAGUUACUGCAAAACAUUCAGAGCUGGAAAACAGAGCUGGUAAUGUUCAGUCUUCCCAGGAAAUGGUUGCAGGCUGCUCUGGAACCUCGGGAUAUGUAAAUGGCAUUGAAAUGCAACUGAAAGAUGCGUUGGUUAAAAACCAGCAAUGGCUCCUGUAUGACCAGCAGCGAGAAGCUUAUGUUCAGGGCCUUUUGGCGAGGAUCUUUGAACUGGAACAACAAGCAAAAGAAGCCAAACCUGAAGAAGAUAAGCAAAGAUAUUAUGAGCAGCUCUUAGCCACUGCCCGAAAUGAUCUCCAGGCCGAACGGCGUAAUGUCUCCCAGCUGCAUUCCGACCUGAAUGAAUUCAAAAGGAAGUAUGAUGAAGCCAAGCAGGAAGUGAUAAAUUUGAAUAGCCUACAGAAACAGCACAAACAGUUUGAUGUUAAGACUCUUCAAGAUGAAAACCACCUCAAAGGGCAGAUAAUACAGAGGCUUACACGUGAAAAUGAUGUUAUGCGAGAAAAACUAGACGAAGAAAGAAAACGGACACAAACUCUCUCAUCUCAGGUUGAACUGCUGCACAGAUCUUUGGUAAAACAACAGGAGGAAAAUACAAGGAUGGCAACUCUGGAACAACAGAUCCAGGCCUGCACUUUAGAUUUUGAGAACGAAAAGCUUGAUCGGCACAACUUGCAGCAUCAGUUGCAUAAAGUCCUUAAAGAGCUUCGUAAGGCACGGGAGCAAAUCACACGUCUUGAACCCUCAAAGCUUCCCGAACAUGGAGAAUGUAUCGAAGUCAUCCAAAACUUCGAGACUGGCUUUCAAGACAAGCUGACACUUCAAGACAAAUGUUCUCCACCAAGACGAUCCAAUCUUCUUGACGAAAGUUUCCUGGAAUGCCCCAAAUGUAAAGCACAAUAUCCUACUAGCCAGCAUAGGGAAUUAUUAGCCCAUAUUGAUUUUUGUGCAGAUUAAACACAAGUGCAAACUUCUAGGUAUGUGUUAGUAAACCAGGGCAUUCUCAUUGAAAAUAACAGCUUUUUAAAAAGCAACGCACUUAAAUUCUGUAGGAUUACAACUUAUAUCCCAGCUAAAACAUUGUGUUUUUAAUAGCGCAAUGGUCUCACCUCAACCAUGUGAAGUAAACAAUGUUGCUUCAGACACAGUAUCUUGAAUUCUAAACUACUGAUCAAAUUUGCACUAUCAGAUCCAAUAAAGAUCUUUGGUUUAGUGUUUCCCAUCGCCCGUUACACCAGUCAAAUGUUCAACAUUACUCCAAACAUUCCUCUUUUCAGUCUUGAGGAUAGCUCUCUUAUAUAUUGUUUGACUGUAUGAAUAUAUAAUUGCUUUGUGCUAUGUGCCUGUAGUAAUCUAUAUUGCCAUUUUGGUCUGUAAGAUGUAAAAAGGAAAAAAAUGUUUUAAAGUAGGGUGAUCUGUAAAUAUGUAGUCCUUAUGAGGGAAUAUUGGGGUGGCCAAAGGCUAUAGCUGAAAAGUAGUCCAAACUUUGUGCAUAUCUUAAACAAAGGGGGUGCAGCCUUAAAUUCCAAGCAUCAGCGUGCCUCUUAGGACUAUUUCUAUACACUCCUUUUUGCACAUUGUUGUCCCACUGCUAAAAGCUAGGGAUAUAAUUUAUCAGGGAACCUAUAUAAGGGAAUGCUUUUUAAAAAAUAAUAAAAUACAAUUGGCUACGCCAGCAAUUUCCUCUGUGUGUUUUCUUUCAACUUUGCAAACUUUUUGCAAAGAAAGCCAGAUAUGGUGAGGUGAAAUGUGUGUGUGUGUGGGGGGGGGGGGGG